CAGUGAGAGUGUCUCCUCAGUCACUUUCCAUCGGCUGUCCAGUGCGAGUGCGAAGUGACUGUGUUGGUGAAGUGAAAUCCAAAGCAUCGCUGUCCACAAUCCCGUGUGAUUUUGCAGAGGUUCAGCCGCGCCAGUGUCUGUGACAGGGCCAAAGAGUGGGCAAUAUAUCGAGAGAGAGCUGGGAAAAAGUGCUUUCUGAGUGCUUCACAGCGGAAUCAUUGAUACUGUCAUCAGCAAUUAUGAGUGCCGUCGAUGAGAUAAUUGCAUACAAGAAGAAUCCGGACGAGGAUUUCUACGCUCUGCUCAAUUGUGAUGAGAACUCAACGGUGGAGCAGAUCCAGGCGGAGUACAAGGUCCUCGCGCUGCAAUAUCAUCCGGACAAGAAUAGUGGCGACAAGGAAGCCGAGGCGAAGUUCCAGCAAUUAAAGGAGGCGAAGGAGAUUCUCUGCGAUCCUGAGAAACGUGCCAAUUACGAUAAGUGGCGCCGCAGCGGAAUCUCAAUCAGCUACAAGAACUGGGUCGGAAUGAAGGAGCACGUCCACCAGUCGAUGCACUGGUCCACGCCGAAGACAAAGGACAGAAUGCUGCCCGAAGGAGCGUCCGCCUCCAGCGGCUUGUCCGCCGGCGUCCCGAAUCCAGCUCAUCGCCGCGCUUCUGAGGGCGGCGCCGCACUCUACUACGGCAGCCGCAAGCAGGAGUGGGGCUCCGAGAACCCCAGCGAAGUGGUCAAUAAAUUCAGAAAUUAUGAAAUUUAAUUUAAUCAAUUAUUCCUAAAUAAUCAAUGCAAAUUGACUUACUUUCAUCCCCCCCGCAAAAUGUUCGCUCAAACAGAACACCAUCGCAAUAUUUUUCCCUUUUAUUUUCACAAUAAUUAGUUUAUGUUUUCCACAUCCUGUCUCGUUUGGGAAAAGGCGCAUUUAUCGCGCAUAAAUUCAAUAAAUUUAUUUAUAGUGACAUUCAAAGUAAAAAAUCAUCACAUGAGCGAACUCGUAGAGUGGAAAUCCUGCUCGAUAAUUUCUCUCCCCUCACACAGUGUUUUGCCCUCCAUUCUUGUGCCCAUUUGAUGUACCAUUUCCCAUAGGAUAAAUGGGAAGAUAUCCCACCUUUGUAGUUCAAUCCUUUUCCACCGUAUAUGAACACAAAUCGACCAGCUUGGCAAAAUGUUCAUGUUCGAUGGGAAAUAUGCUUGGAUUGCACGGGAAUUGGGAGUUUUUUGGAAGAUUUUUUCUCUUUCAUCACGAUAAAAAGGUGGAAGACUCAAGACGGACAAUUAUGCUUCAAUUUUUGCUCCUCCGUGUGUGUCGGAGUGACGUUUUAAAAAUAAAGAAAACUCCAUCAGUAACAUCAUGAAGGGCUGAAGGAGAGCCUUUCAAAGUGGGAUAUAUAGGAAAAUAUCUCACAUAGGAAGAAAGAAAUCGAGUAUUAUGUAUGCAAAUAUGAGUAAAUAAGAUCUAAGAAGAGAGAUGACGUCAAUCAAAGUCUAUAUUACUAUUGGAUAGAUGGAACAUAUUUUAUGCUAAAUGUUUAAAGGAAGAAUUACAAUAUAUCCAUCAUACUUGUUGUAUGCUCUGAACCAAUUUUUGAAGAAUUAACAUAUUUUUAUGUAAUGUCAAGACAUGAAGUAAUGAUGUUAGAACAGUAGACAGUUUAGACACUUGUAGACAGCAUAGAAGGAUAUUUUAAUAUAUAAAUGUGUAAGAAACAGUCUGUAGUGCUAGAAUUGUGACACAUGUAUUUACUGAAGGAGCGAUGAGAAGGUGAGGAAAAGGCACGUCUUGUGCGCUGUGACGAAAAAAAAGAAAUGGUAAAGAGAGAUAUGAUAAAUUUAUCUUUAUGUUGUCGUUGCUGUUAUCACCCAUAAAAUCUAUUCAGAUGAAUGUGUUUCAGUGAAUUGUAAUCACAAUUAUAUGUGUGUUAUAUUAGCGAAUGGAGGCCGUAGAGAAUUAAAGAGAGUUUUAUGCCUCCACUUCAAUCCGUACACAGUAUUAACACUAAAGAAGAAGAAAAAAUAUGGGAUAAUUUCGUGGUAGAGUAAAAUAAAAAAAACGUAAUAUCAGAGAAAAUCCUUUAACAUUAUAUUACAUGUUUAGAAAAGAAUAUAUUGACAUAUUCAUAGAUUUGAUGGAGAGUCAUCUCAAUUAUUGAUAUCUGUUUGUGUGAAGAACAUUAUUAUACUCAUGAUAAUAUUGCUGUUAACCAGAAUAACAAGAAUUAUAUAUGAACAUCUCAUUAUACGUGACAAUCCAAGAUUAUAUAAUCAAAAAUAUGACAUCCCAAUUCUACCCAUGAGUAUAUUGUGAAAAAAAAACAUUUGGUGGCUCAAUUAUCCUCCAACUGGCCCAAUGGAAGAGUCCACAGGGUAUGUCCUUCUCCUUGUUACUGUGAAAGAUCGAUGAGCUUAUCGUACUUUAGAUCCCCCGAAAGACUUCAUCCUGUUUAGACAUUCCUUCGUGCAAACCCAUUUUUCGCCCCCCCCCCAGGAAAGAGAUUCCUUUGGACUAUGAAAGAAGAAGAGAAAGACAAAAAGAUAUCAGUGAGGAAAAGUUUGAUUAAGGAAUGAAAAAUCCGCAAAAUCUCUAAUUGAUUAUCAAAAAAAACCAGGCAUUUUACAUGCGCAAACCUUCGUACAAGAACCCAAUGGAAUUUAUUGUAUCACUGUACCUCAAAGUUAUAUACCAUUCAAUGUGAUAAUAUGGAUGUAUUUAAUGUUACCGAGGAAAAAUAAAGGAAUAAAAAAUAUUUUAAAUCA
Phlebotomus argentipes is the source of this 2749-nucleotide messenger RNA. RefSeq names its product J domain-containing protein (gene jdp). The transcript is spliced from 4 exons. The record is from RefSeq and is a predicted model, not a curated record. NCBI's taxonomy places the organism in Eukaryota, Metazoa, Arthropoda, Insecta, Diptera, Psychodidae. The coding region runs from base 240 to 755 and encodes 171 amino acids. Gene Ontology annotation, cellular component: cytoplasm.